AAGUUAAACUAAAUUAGUUUUGGAUAAGAUGCCCUAACCAUGGGUUGAAGGGUGAUGCAGAGAUGGAGAAUGUAAGAAGAAAUGCAGAAGCUCUUGUGGAGAAGAUGAUGAAAGGGAAUGAUGCUUCCCAUGACGCAGCUCAUGUUUGGAGAGUUCGUGAUCUUGCUCUAUCACUUGCCGAAGAGGAAGGCCUAUCUUCCGAUCCUCACUCCAUGCAAAUCGUUGAGCUUGCUGCACUGCUCCAUGACAUAGCUGACUACAAAUACCUUAGGGACCCAUCUGAGGAAAAAAUUGUUGAGAAUUUUCUUGACCAAGAGGGAGUCGAGGAGGACAAGAAAUUAACAAUUUUGAGGAUCAUCAGAGAAAUGGGUUUCAAGGAAGAGGUGACUGGAAAUGGAAGUAGUGAUUGGUUUCCAGAAUUUGGAGUUGUGCAAGAUGCUGAUCGACUUGAUGCUAUUGGUGCUAUAGGAAUUGCACGUUGCUUCACUUUUGGCGGGAGUAAGAAGAGGUUGCUGCAUGAUCCCUCCAUUCUGCCACGUUCCGAUUUGUCCAAGGAGCAAUACAUGAACAAAGAGGAACAGACUACUAUUAAUCAUUUUCAUGAGAAGCUUCUCAAGCUCAAAGAUAUGAUGAAAACCAAGGCUGGGAAAAGGAGGGCUGAAAGAAGGCAUAAGUUCAUGGAGGAGUUUGUGAAAGAGUUCUACGAUGAAUGGAAUGGCUUAAACUGAUAAACAUUUUUCAUCUCUUCUUUCCUUGGACUAUAGGGUCAGAGCUUCUUAAAAAAUGAAACUCUGGGAAAUGUUCAAAUGUUGUUAUUAACAAUCCAUGACAUAAUCGUUUCCUCUCUCAGCAUGUCGGGAUCCCCAUGUCUUAGAUUGUCUUGGAUGUUAGACUAUAUAGUGAGCUUGUUUGUUGGUUACAAACAUUGUGAUGGAUUUCAAGUAUGUUUAGAAGGAUAGAACUUGUUUAUUGUGGAGCCCAA
Vigna umbellata (rice bean) is the source of this 982-nucleotide messenger RNA. Its product is annotated as Metal-dependent phosphohydrolase. Lineage: Eukaryota; Viridiplantae; Streptophyta; Magnoliopsida; Fabales; Fabaceae. The record is from RefSeq and is a predicted model, not a curated record.